Leptopilina heterotoma is the source of this 5941-nucleotide messenger RNA. RefSeq names its product ankyrin repeat domain-containing protein 50-like. The transcript has 17 exons. The record is from RefSeq and is a predicted model, not a curated record. Bases 823 to 5223 code for a protein of 1466 amino acids. Gene Ontology annotation, molecular function: protein binding. NCBI's taxonomy places the organism in Eukaryota, Metazoa, Arthropoda, Insecta, Hymenoptera, Figitidae.
ACAGAGAGUCAGUCUACAACCGCGUCCUUUGGAGGAAAUACGUUGCGUCUCUUUUUUCACCCAUAUAUUAUAAAACAAAAAUACUCCAAUUGCAUUUUAACUCCAAAAAUAAACAACUUACUCUUCCCUUCGUGUCGUCUACAUAAGAACUGAAAUUCUAAUUUUUCUUUUGUGUAAUAUUAAUAGUAUUUUUAUUUCUUGAUUCGAAUGGUGAAUCUGUGCGAUCUUCAAGACCCCAACUAAACGACGAGGACGAUUCCAGGAAGGGAGACGGGAGUGUUGAAGUUUUCUUUUUUCUGAUUUUGUGGCCUUUUAGGAUGUACAGUUUUGUUUUGUGUUUGAGUUCAAGUGUUAAAGUGUUUUUACAGUCUAGAAUCGAUUGUUGGCACAUUAUGGACGCGAUGUAAACAAGACAAAAUUGGAAUUUCGAUCGAUUACAAAAACACAUGGGAAUUAGAUCGCCACGCAGCAUCUACUGAUUCGAAGCAAGAGAACUCGCGUACCAAAAAAAAGGAAAAACAAGCCGCUUCUACUCCUCGAAGGAUGCAUCCAGGGAACGAAUCUCACAGGUUGGCCGCAACAAGGAGAUGAAAGGCCUGAAUGGAGGCCGAGGAAGUUGCAGAGCCCCCCGGGGCUCCGAUCGACAUAUCUUUGCUAACGGUUCGUAAAAUCGUUGCUUCGAAAAGAAGCAAUAUUUAACAGCAUUAUCGUUAUCGCCUAACACUUCACAACGAUUGACAACUGUCAAUAGAAUAGAAAAAAGAUUCUACUUAUAAAAAGUAAGACUAUUUUUACUUUAAAAACAAAGUAAGAGGAGAAAAAAUGGCGGCACCUGUGAUAGAGAAGAAGCGAUUCUUCUGCAGAGAGUGGGCCUUCACGAAACUCUCGCACUGUUUGGAGCAGAGGCCCGCUUCGAAAACAUGUGGAGCCCUGAUUGUCGGUGGUCCAGGAAGUGGGAAAACUGCCCUCUGCGCCGAAUUAGCUUGGCCCUCUCAAGGAGCAAGUGGACGGCAUCAGAGGUCCCUGAAUAGAAGACUACUAGCCAGGCAUUUCUGUCAAGCGAGAAGUGCCGUCUCCCUCUCGCCAGCUCAGUUCGUCAGAUCGAUGGUGGCACAGCUUCUGCAAGCCAGCACCGAGGGAAUUCACUUGUCCUCACCCAAUUCACCGACUCACAGCACCACAACAACAUCUUCAACUCCCCUAUCCUGGAGAGAGUCCGUAGUUGAGGCGUACGCCGAGAAAUUAAGAACAGAUCCCGAAAUACAAGCGGCAUUGCAACCAGAUGUCGUCGACAGAGACCCUGACGACGCUCUAAAGAAGGCACUCCUCUUUCCCCUCCUCGAGGUCGAACCACCGAAAAAUUGCCUCUUCCUCCUCGUCGACUCAAUAGACGAAGGUCAAGUUCUAAGUCCACCCCAGUCAGGAACGCGGGACUCGAGGAGGGAGAAUGAUGGCGUCAGCAAAACGAUCGCCGAACUCCUGGCGAAUCACCAUCAUUUAUUUCCACAGUGGCUUCUUCUUGUUUGCACUGCCCGGAGGCAGAGCAAAACUAUUUCGAGAAUGUUCACUGGAUUUAGAAAGAUAUCCCUCGACGACUUGAGAAAGUCCCAGGUGGUUCGUGAUGUGCAGCAGUACAUUCUGGCGAGACUCGAUCAGGAAGACACACUCAGACAGCAUAUAUCGAGAGACACGGCCGAGAUGCUGAAUCAAUUACACAUUAAGAGUAAUGGCUGUUUUCUAUAUUUGGAGAAGGUCCUUGACGGCGUGUCCGAGAAUUUCAUUGUAUUGCGGGAAGUCAGAGAGAUUCCGGGUACCUUAAACGGACUCUAUUUGUGGUUAUGUCAAAGACUGUUUAGUAGGAAGCAAUUUGCCAAAGUGCAACCUUUGCUUAAUGUCAUACUGGCCGCCAAGUUGCCAAUCACUCAGGAAACACUCUUCGAGUGUGUUAAAACCGCUAACAUCAGUAUUACUCAGGAGGACUUUAAUCGAAGGUUGCACCUACUCAGAAGGGUCAUAUCAGUUUCAAGAGCUGGAGCACUGAUGCUGUUCCAUCAUAGUUUCGCCGAGUGGCUUCUUGACGUGAAACAUUGCACGCAAAAGUAUCUCUGCUCAGCAACAGAAGGUCAUGCCAUGCUCGCAGUUUAUUACACUUUACGAGCACGUCAGUUAAGUGCUGAUGAAAUUUGUGUUCUGGGACAACAUCUUCAACGUGCAAUGUCCUCAGUUGGAAAUGCCAACUGCUCCCUGGAUAUUCACACCCUACAAGUUCUUUGGAUGAUUGGAAGCGGUGCACCAAUUCAAGAAUGCUACCUCGACAGCUCCGAUUGUAUACUUUGGCCCCGGCAAGACACCAAACUACUUAGACUUUUAAUUGAUUCAGGAGCGAAACCCUCCGAGAAAGCUGUUGAGGACGAAGCCAGUAAAGAAGUCGUUGAUUCUAGUCAGGUCUCACAAGAUGUGAGCCCCAUGGACGAGUCUCCUGGCGAACCCUUGACGGAACUACUCGGAGAAAGUGGAGACAUCAAUCAAGCAGAUUCGUGUGGACGAACUGUUUUACAUACCCUCGCCGCUGAUGGAAAUGCAUCGCUGAUGGAAUUGGCCCUGGCUGCAUGUCCUCAGGCCAAGUUGGAAGCUACCGAUCGACAUGGACAAACACCUUUAAAUCUAGCCGCGAGACAUGGUUAUUCGGAUGUUGUAAGGGUUCUUUUAGCAGCUGGAGCUUCUGCUGAUCAUGCAGAUUGUGAUGGAUGGACGGCAUUGAGGGCUGCCGCCUGGGGUGGACACACACAGGUUGUUGAGCAGCUUUUGGAGCAUGGGGCAAAAGUUGACUGUGCAGAUUGGGAUCAACGUACGGCUUUAAGAGCAGCAGCUUGGGGAGGUCAUGAAGAUAUUGUCAAAGCACUCUUACAGCAUGGAGCUGACGUUAACAGAACCGACGACGAAGGAAGAACGGCUUUGAUCGCAGCAGCUUAUAUGGGACAUAGCGAGAUCGUCGAACACCUUCUUGACUUUGGAGCAAAAAUCGAUCACGCCGACAGCGAUGGAAGAACGGCACUCAGCGUCGCGGCUCUAUGCGUUCCCUCUAAUCAUGGAUACGCCAAAGUGGUUACGAUCCUGUUGGAACGAGGGGCGGCCGUCGACCAUCAGGACAAGGAUGGAAUGACUCCGUUAUUGGUGGCAGCUUUCGAGGGUCACAGAGACGUUUGCGAAUUGCUGUUGGAGUACGAGGCAGAUGUGGAUCAUUGCGACGCUACAGGACGAACUCCAUUGUGGGCCGCAGCGAGUAUGGGACAUGGAUCCGUUGUUGCGCUUCUAUUGUUCUGGGGCUGCUACGUCGACAGCAUAGAUAACGAGGGCAGAACUGUUCUCAGCGUGGCGGCCGCGCAAGGUGGCACCGAUGUCGUCAAACAGCUUCUUGACAGAGGUUUGGACGAGCAGCACAGGGAUAAUUCUGGUUGGACGCCGCUGCAUUACGCUGCAUUUGAAGGUCACGUAGACGUUUGCGACGCUCUGCUGGAGGCGGGGGCUAAGGUAGAUGAAGCGGACAACGAUGGAAAGGGUGCACUCAUGCUUGCUGCGCAAGAAGGACACACGGCUUUAGUGGAAAGACUGUUGGAACAGCACGGAGCGCCCAUCGAUCAGCACGCGCACGACGGAAAGACCGCGUUGAGACUAGCAGCUUUAGAGGGGCAUUACGACACAGUCAAGGUUCUGCUAUCACAUAAUGCCGACAUUAAUGCUAAAGAUGCCGAUGGAAGGAGUACGCUAUAUAUUCUCGCGUUAGAAAACAGAUUGGCGAUGGCUAGGUUCUUACUCGAGCAUGCACGGGCCGAUGUGGAAAGUAGGGAUUCAGAGGGAAGAACUCCACUUCAUGUGAGCGCUUGGCAAGGCCACGUGGAAAUGGUGGCUCUUCUAUUGACCGAAGGCUCUGCUGGUGUUAACGCUUGUGACAAUGAAAAUAGGACACCUCUUCAUUCAGCCGCUUGGCAAGGACAUGCAGCAAUCGUCAGAUUACUUUUGGAAAGUAGUGCAACUCCAGAUCAUACUUGCAAUCAAGGCGCGACUGCUUUAGGAAUAGCAGCACAGGAGGGACACGAGCAUUGCGUGAGAGCUUUAUUAAAUCACGGAGCCGAUCCAAAUCAUUCCGAUCACUGUGGCAGGAAUGCAAUAAAAGUUGCUGCCAAAAGUGGACACGACACGGUUGUCAGAUUACUUGAGGAACAUUCGGCGAAUCAACGAAUUUUAAGGCCUGGUAUUAAUGGAGGUGGAAGUAGUAGUGCAACGUCUGUUACAUCGAAUUCAACAGCCGAGACAAAACCCUCUUCAGCCAUUUUAAAUCCCCUCUCGACACAAUACAGUCCCGCAGAAUCUCCCGAUUCGACAAAAAGAAGAAGUUGCGUUUCCUUGGGCAAUAAUUCUAGCAACAGUAAAUCCAGCAGUAACUUGACUGGAAGCACGAAGAGCGACCAGGGAAAAUUCGGACCAAAUCCCACGGUUAACCAAGUGAUAAAGGCGCCACUUUCAUUCACGCAACAAUUACAACAAUGUUCCCGAGGAGCAAAAAGUCGUCCCUUGAGUAAAUUGCUCUCGCCCUUGAAGAGCGAGCCACAAAGUCCAAUCUAUGCAUCACCUCCUCAUUCGCCAGUGAGCGAUAGCCUUAUUCCGUAUUCGCCGACGAAUACAAGUCCACCGAGUGCGCAGACGGCCGCGAGUGUCAUACAAAGUCAACUGGGAGUCUCUCUCUUAACUGGGAACCAAAGUAUUCAAUAUAAAAUACAAGGCGGAGGUUAUAAUCACACUUCGGCGAUUUAUGAGCCAAUAAAUAUCAAAACGGAAAUCAUUGAGCGAAAUGAUGGGACGAAACCGUUUGAACUGACAAACGAAAUGCUGGGUCUUGGAAUUGGAAAGGAGAAGAAGAACGGACACGAUGACAAAAGAAAUUCAGCGGACACUCAUUUCACACGUGACACACAUAUGAGAAUUAUUUUAGGAAAUAGUGGAGCGGGCGUUGGUCGAAAUGUCAAACACACUCCGGAACACAUUACUGGAAGUGCUAGUAACGCGAAACCAAAGCGAAACGGGUUAGUUUCGAAUCCCGCCAUGAGAUUAGUAGCGGGAGUCAGAAAUGGAAUUGAAAACGCAACAAAUCGAAACAAACCGAUAACAACACGUGUCAAUGGAUUCCAGUGGAAGGCUGAGGCAAGAAAAGAAACUCCUCUAUAGGAUCAGCAGAUAGUCAACUGCGGAAGAAUUGCAAAUCGACAUCGCGGUUGGCGUGAAUUUCUCGAUAAGAAGCGAAAGUCAAUAAAUAAGUUUUUCUCCUUUUAUUUGAGCGAAAUCAAAUUAACUGGAAUAAAGAAGCGAAGAAAAUAAUAUUCCACAAAAUUGAUUAAUAAAAAAAAAAUGAAAACAAGAAUCUGCGAUAAAAAGCAUGAAACAUUUAUGUUAUAACAAAAUAAUACCAAAUAUUAUGACGCAUAGAAGUGUAUAUGUAGAAUUUUAGAUAAGUAACCCUAAAAUAUAAUAAUGUUAAUUUACUGAUCUCACUAAUAAUAUACGUCAUCUAUGUUUGAUGAAUAUUAUUAAAGUCUCAGAAAUCGGUAGAGUUCUAAUGACAAAACUACUAGAUAAGAAUUGAGAUCUUUUUAAGACUGGUUGCAAAGUUUAGAAUGCACGCGAAAUGGUAUUUCGAACAAAAAAAUGAAAAAUUUUAGAAACAGACGACAAAAAAAUGUAUAGAGUGUAAAAAUUUAAUAAAAAAAAAUAAAUAAAUGAAAAAUGUUUGAAUUUUAGAAUUUCGAAGACGAUAAAAAAAUACGUAAAAAUUAUGGCCUGCAGAAUGCCUGUGUACAUACACCACUUUAUGUAUUGCACACGAUCAUAUUUAUUAUUAUAAUGUAUUAGAGAUGAUAAAUAAAAAUUCAAGUAAAAAUUUUCUAAA